UUUCUACACUUUUUCUCCAUCUUUCUCUCUCCAAAUUUCAGAUUUUUCUUCUCUCUUCCUCUCCUCACCCAAUCCACCAAAAAUCAUUAAUUCUUCAUGAAAUCAUCAUGAAAAUUGUUUAAGAGUGUCCCUUGUAGUGAUUAGUCCAAGAAAUAAGCUUCAAAAUUAAUCUCUCUUCCUUCAAAUCAGCCAUCUACCCAUCCUUCUAGACUUUGGGAAAAUUUCAUUUGCAAGCAAGAGGGAAAGAGUUCAAGAGAGGAAAUUCAUGGUGGUGUUUUGUUUGGUUGCUAGGUUCAAGGUUUGAAGUGGAAUCUCAAGUGGGAAGCUUAUUCUAGUAAGGGUUUUAUUUUAAACAAGUUGAAAUACAGAAAGUUAAAAGCAGAAAAGAUAACCCGAAAUCAGCCGUUUUGCAGAAGCGUGAUUAUGAAGCUGACAGAAGUUAUUUGAGACCUAAAUGGUGUAGAGAAUUCAGGAAAAUGCUAAGGUGAGUUCCUUUAGCUUAGAACCCACCUUUGGGGAUCAAUUAUAAUUAUGUUAGAUUAUUGAGAUAACAUGAAUAAUUAGACCAUUUUUAUGAUUACUUGCCGAUUGUGCAAGCAUGACUAUCAUACCAUAUGAAUGGUACAUUUGAAACAGAAUAGAUAUGAGAUUGUAGAAUGAUUAUUUUUGAAUUAGGUAUUCUUAUUUUUUUAUUCUAAAAUCUCAUUUAUGUUAAUAAAAUAUGUUUAUGCUAGUAUAAAUGUUGGAUGGGAAUUCUAUCAACGCAAUUGAUGUAAAUAAUUAUAGUAAUCAUUUGAAAGAAAAUUGUAAUGUGAAAAAAAAAAUUGAAAUGAGUAACAUGCUCAUAGAAAGAAAAAAAAUUGAGAAAAACUCCGUUUGCUACAACGAAGAGAUAAUGUAGCCUGAGGUACGGCUCAUAGUAACGAAUGUGAAACUCCGUUUGCUACAACGAAGAGAUAAUGUAGCUUAUGAGGUACGGCUCAUAGUAACGAAUGUGAAACUUCGUUUGCUACAACGAAGAGAUAAUGUAGCCUAUGAGGUACGGCUUAUAGUAACGAAUGCGAAAACUCCGUUUGCUACAACGAAGAGAUAAUGUAGCCUAUGAGGUACGACUCAUAGUAACAAAAUGAAAUAGUUACCAUUCGCCACAAUGAAUAGGCAAUAUGAUAUAUACGCACAUAAUGAAAUGUAUAACUAAUGAUAUGAAAUUUUAAGUCAAGAAUUAUUCGGUUAGUAUUUGAAAAACUUGUAUUUUUCAAUUAUGGAACCAUGGAAAAAUUCUAAGGACCCUCCAACAUGAAUACUAACAUAGCAUACACAUAUUAACAUGAAAAUUAUGUUUAGAAUGAAUUAGCUACGAAGUAAUAUUUUAUGGGCAUUUUGCCAAUCAUUGGAAAAUGAGGAAUUUUAGUUACGGAACUCCGGCUCAGUUAGCCCAAACUAGUUGUUAUCAUAAAAGAAUCAGAGACAUACUCAGAUAAGUAUGUCAAAGUAUAAGUUAUACCAGAAUACGAUAUAUUGGAUAAGUAUGUCAAAUUAUUCUUGAACUAUAAUUACAACCUAUAUGCAUAUACUCUUUCCAAAGUGAAUCAUGACCUUUCGUUUCCCUUGCUGACAGAAUUAGUGAAUGUUGCAAGUAUAGUACUUAAUGUCCUCAUCAGAUGAGACUUGAUAUAAGAUCCUAUGGAAGGUGAUUUCGCAAGUCUAAAAUAUUGAUUGAAUCUUCUGUUUUUAUUUGCAUGGAUUUACAAGAAUACGUAUAGCUUGUAGAAUCGACACAAUAUUUGAACUCUCAUAACUGCUUUAUAAUGAGUUUCUGCAUGUUUAUCAUGAGCAUACCAAACACCUAGACAUUGACUCCAACUUAGUGCGUGAGAAGAUUCAGGCUGGAGUCAUGCGUUUGCUCCCCAUCACCUCUCAACACCAGACAACUGAUGUUUUUACCAAAGCAGAAGGACCUAGGCAAUUUCAUGAUUGCAUUGUCAAGCUUGGGAUGGUAGAUAACUACCAACCUCCAGCUUGCGAGGGGUUAUUAGCAUACCAAGAAAAAGAGAAAGAAAUAACAAAAGAAUCCUAGCUUGGCGCGCAAGUUACCUACUAACUAAAUUUGAAUUUACUUGUAAUUUCAUUUGCAUUUCACUUUCAUUUAGUUAGUUAAGGUAGUUAUUGUGAACUGACAUUACCAGACUGUAUAUAAGCACUUAUCAUGAGAAGUCUAUAUUUUACCCAUUUUCCAGAGGUCUGUACUACAAUGCCCCAUCAAAAGCUCCCAUUCUUAACAUUUUAUUUAUUUUUAUUCAAACUUGCAUCUGGCAUAUAAAAAAUCUGGAUCCUUCUACCUUUUUAGUUAUACUUAUGAAACUAUUAACCAUAUAUUUUCGAAUAACUUUCAUUUAUCAAUUAAAAAACCAAAUAAAUAAAGAUAUAAAAUUGACCAAAAAAAUAAAAUAAAGAUAUAAAACAUUUUCGUGAGCAUAACAUUUUCAGCACUAUAAAGUUCCAAGCCAAUAGCUUAGAAAAAUCCUAUGAAAAAAUUGGAAGAGUUCUUAAACUGGCUCAACCAUGCCAACAACUUUCUGUCUAAGAAUUCAUGAAACCUGAGAUGUUAACAUAAUAAGAAGCAAAAAUUGGAAUAUUAGUUAGAAGAAUAAACUUGUGCAUGUAUAAUAUUUCAACCGACAGAAUCAAGCAUUCUGAUUUUUUUUCUUUCUUUUUUAAUUAAUUAAAUGUGAUCCAAAUAUCCUGCAAGAUUCACACGGAUUUAAGGUAAUGAUCAAAUGAUAACCACUCAUCCAACUCUUGCACGUGAAUAUGCAAAAACAAUGUGAAUAUGACAAAACAAUAUUUGUGUGAGUUAACUCACGCAGGUGUUAAUUUCAGCGCGAGUUAACUUACGCAGCAUGAUUUAUGUCACACAUGUGUAAAGAUUAAAUUAAGUUUUUUUUACAUUUGCGUUAGUUAUCUAUUUAUUUUUUAUUUUUGAUCUGAAUCAUUAAAUUUAAUAGGCCCACCAAUUGUUAUUCUAGACUCACUUGUAUAUUAUAUCAUUCAUUACACUUUGAAUAUUGUGUUUGUCCUCACCAAAAGGAAGUUUCAUAGUAAAUAAACUAACACCCAUAAAAUAAUCAUCCAACGUUAGCCCCCGGCAUCUAAUUCUUUGAUACAAUUAUUAUAUUAAUGUGUGAUUGAUUGGUCCACACGUAUAAAGGAAGAAAUUCUAUCAAACUUCACAUUUGUCAAAGUUUGAAUUCUCAUUUUUAUGUUCAGUGAUAGAGGAUUGUUUUUUACACUUGAAAAUGGUAAGGAAGUUCUUUCACACUUGAAAUUUUUAUAUAUAGUCACAUAUUACAGACACCAACAAUAACAUACGCACUCAUCCCUAUUCUAUACUCUCAAAUACUUAUCUUCAACUAAUUUGUUAUCAAUUAUCAUGGCUAUGCAAUCACCAUCCUCUUCCUCUUCAAUUUCCUAUCAAUUCAAAUACCAAGUGUUCCUAAGUUUCAGAGGCAGUGACACUCGGUACGGUUUCACUGGAAAUCUCUACAAGGCUCUUACUGACAAGGGAAUCCACACCUUCAUUGAUGAUCGUGAACUUCAAAGAGGGGACGAAAUCAAACCAUCACUUGACAAUGCUAUCGAAGAGUCUAGGAUUUUUAUUCCUGUGUUUUCUCCCAACUAUGCAUAUUCUUCAUUUUGUUUGGAUGAACUUGUCCACAUCAUUCACUGCUACAAAACAAAGGGUCGUCUCGUUUUGCCCGUCUUCUAUGGCGUGGAUCCUACUCACAUACGGCAUCAAACUGGGAGUUAUGGCGAAGCACUUGCUAAGCAUGCAAAGAGGUUCCAUAAUAAUAAUACAUAUAAUAUGGAGAGGUUGCAAAAAUGGAAGAUAGCUCUUGCACAAGCAGCUAACUUGUCUGGAGACCAUCGUCAUCCUGGAUAUGAAUACAAGCUUACUAGGAAGAUAACUCUUGACCAGACACCGGACUCGUCAAGCGACCAUUGUAGUCAAGGAUAUGAAUAUGAUUUUAUUGAAAAGAUAGUCAAAUACAUCUCCAACAAGAUCAAUCGUGUGCCCUUACAUGUUGCUAAAUACCCUGUUGGAUUACAGUCUCAACUACAACAAGUGAAAUCACUUCUUGAUAAUGGAUCUGAUGAUGGGGUCCAUAUGGUUGGAAUGUAUGGGAUUGGAGGCUUGGGCAAAUCAACACUUGCAAGAGCAAUCUAUAACUUUGUUGCUGAUCAAUUUGAAGGUUUAUGUUUUCUUCAUGAUGUGAGAGAGAAUUCAGCUCAAAAUAACUUGAAACAUCUCCAAGAGAAGCUCCUUUUUAAAACAACUGGAUUGGAAAUUAAGUUGGACCAUGUUAGUGAGGGAAUUUCAAUCAUUAAGGAAAGGCUAUGUAGAAAGAAGAUUCUUUUGAUUCUCGAUGAUGUAGACAGUAUAAGGCAACUGGAUGCUUUGGCUGGAGGGCUUGAUUGGUUCGGACGUGGAAGCAGGGUCAUAAUUACCACUCGAAACAAACACCUACUAAGCACUCAUGGGAUAAAAAGCACACAUGCAGUAGAAGGGUUGUAUGGGACAGACGGUCAUGAAUUGUUGAGGUGGAUGGCUUUUAAAAGUGACAAAGUUCCUUCAGGUUAUGAAGACAUUUUAAACCGUGCAGUUGCAUAUGCUUCUGGCCUUCCGUUAGUUUUAGAAAUUGUGGGUUCCAACUUGUUUGGAAAGAGCAUAGAAGAAUGGAAGUAUACAUUAGAUGGGUAUGACAGGAUUCCCAAUAAAGAGAUCCAAAAGAUACUUAAAGUGAGCUAUGAUGCUUUGGAAGAAGAGGAGCAGAGUGUCUUUCUAGAUAUUGCUUGUUGCUCGAAAGGAUGUGGAUGGAGGGAGUUCGAAGAUAUGCUUCGUGCUCAUUAUGGCCAUUGCAUAACACAUCAUCUAGGAGUGUUGGUUGACAAAUGUCUCAUAUAUCAAUCUUAUGGUGAUAUGACCUUACAUGACUUGAUAGAGGACAUGGGUAAAGCAAUCGUCCGACAAGAAUCACCUAAAGAGCCUGGAGAACGAAGUAGAUUAUGGUGUCAAGAUGAUAUAUUUCAUGUUUUAAAAGAAAACAGUGGAACUAGUAAAAUUGAAAUGAUAUAUAUGAAUUUUCCCUCUAUGGAAUCCGUAAUAGACCAGAAAGGAAAGGCCUUCAGGAAGAUGACAAAACUCAAAACACUUAUCAUUGAAGAUGGUCGGUUUUCUAAAGGUCUCAAGUAUCUUCCAAGCAGUUUGAGAGUAUUGAAAUGGAAAGGAUGUUUAUCGGAGUCUCUAUCAGCUAGUUUUUUGAACAAGAAGUUCCAGAAUAUGAAAGUAUUAACAUUGGACGAAUGUGAACAUUUAACACAUAUACCCGAUAUCUCAGGCCUUUCAAAUUUACAAAAGUUGACAUUUAAUUUUUGUAAAAAUUUAAUUACAAUUGAUGACUCAAUUGGGCACCUAAAUAAACUUGAACUAGUAAGUGCAUCCUGUUGCAAAAAGCUCGAGAACUUUCCACCCUUAUGGUUGGUAUCUCUUAAGAAUUUGGAACUCUCUCUCCACCCUUGUGUUUCGGGAAUGCUGAGGUUCCCAAAACAUAAUGAUAAAAUGUAUUCAAAUGUGACAGAGCUUUGUCUCAGGGAAUGCAACCUCUCAGAUGAAUAUCUCCCAAUAAUUCUCAAGUGGUUUGUUAAUGUGAAACAUCUAGACUUAUCGGAGAACGUCGGUAUCAAAAUUCUUCCUGAAUGCCUUAAUGAAUGUCACCUUCUUAGGAUCCUUAAUUUAGAUGGCUGCGAGUCUCUUGAGGAAAUUAGAGGGAUUCCACCAAAUCUAAAUUACUUGUCUGCAACGGAAUGCUUAUCAUUGAGUUCCUCAACUAGAAGAAUGUUAUUAAGUCAGAAAGUACAUGAGGCUGGAUGCACCAAUAUUCGUUUCCAUAACGCCAAAGAGGGGAUUCCAGAUUGGUUCGAGCAUCAAAUCAGGGGACACAACACAAUUUCUUUCUGGUUUCGUAAAAAGAUCCCUUCUAUUACUUCUUUUCUUUAUUUUAAAGGAGAAGAUAUGAUUGCAGGUGUCCAUUUGUUUGUCAAUGGAUAUGAAUGUCCUUUAGAAUCAUGUGAAUAUUUAUUGUGUGGAUCUUACUCGUUUGCGGGCUUGUACACAAAACAUGCAUAUUUGUUUGAUCUGAAAUUGGAAGAAAAGAUUAAAUGCUGUGGGAUUAAAUUUGAGUCUGAAAUGGACAAAACACUUUUAAAAAAUGAAUGGAUCCAUGUGGAGCUUAGGUAUAGAAUUAUUUACGAUAAGAUUAAAAUAUUAAGGAGUGCACAAAUGGGAAUCCAUGUGUUGAAGGAGAAAAGCAACACAGAUGAGGAUGUCAUAUUCACCAAUCCUUAUCGUCACUUCGACAACAAAUGGAUUGAUGGAAAUGGGGCUUUCAGAGAUUAUAGCAAUACUUCAUUAUCACAGUUUGAGCCUCCUCUGAAAAAGCAAAGAUUGGUGGAAAUGGGAGUUUCAGAGACAGAAAGUUUGCAGCAGCAGCAACAUCUAGCUUUACUGUCACAGCAACAACAAAUGGCUUUAUUACCACAGCAACAACGUAUAACUGUUUUGUCAGGCAUGUGGAAUUUGGUGCUGAAUGAAACAAAAGAAAAGGAACAACAUGACUGGAUUCCUUAGUCAAGAAAGGAGAAGCCAUAUCUAUCAACUUGUUGUUUAACUAUUACAUAAGGGUGCUUCAGAGACAUCAGAAGCAAUCGGGUCUAAUGAAAGGUUGGCCACUUUCACACAACAUCUAAUAAAUAGUGCCGAAUCCAAGAUGAAUGGUGUUACAAGUAAGAUCCUUAUACUUCGAAAGCAUAAAUGCUUUUAAUCAUAAUCUUUAUGAAAGAUCAUUUGAAAAAGACCGUUAAUGUAAAUGAGUAGCUUUUGUCCGACAGGUAGGGAGAUACAAACUUCAUCUUAUAGUAUAAAAUGAGGAAGUGAUGUUUUUAACAUCUUCCUUCAAUCUCCCUAUCCCCUUUUUUAAAUAACAUUCUCUCUCGCAGAGUUGAACAUGAAGAAUCCAUUCCCGAUGAUUUCAGCCUGUCGUCGGUAAUUUACGCAACUUUUCUCUAACCAAAACUAAGUAUUUUUUUGUUCUUUGACUGUACAUUGUCAGGAAACCACAUUUAGUCAUCUGGCUCUCUGCAUUGUCAUGCAAGAUGUCUAGAGGUUGCUUGCACAACAAAAUCCGUUGGCUGUUCGAAUGGGAAGUGAGUAAUGAUAUGCAUUACAUCUCAGUUGGAGUGCUUUGAGAAUUUCAAUCUUAUGUUAUGGUACUCAUGCGUUUAGCUAUAUAUAGCUUUGUAACCAUUGAUCAACUAAGCAAUAAUAAUACAUUUUUCUAGUUUGAUAAUAUGGUAUCAGAUUUUCCCUCAAGGGAAAGUUUGUUACGGUCCUUGUAACCGUUUUCCGUUGUGCCUUGUAAAUGAAGCUUUGUUGAAUCUUCA
This is a messenger RNA of Medicago truncatula (barrel medic), 7497 nucleotides long. RefSeq names its product disease resistance protein RUN1. The transcript has 8 exons. Lineage: Eukaryota; Viridiplantae; Streptophyta; Magnoliopsida; Fabales; Fabaceae. Gene Ontology annotation, molecular function: ATP hydrolysis activity; ADP binding. The coding region runs from base 3431 to 6685 and encodes 1084 amino acids. The record is from RefSeq and is a predicted model, not a curated record. Gene Ontology annotation, biological process: signal transduction; defense response.